Molecule: messenger RNA, 471 nt
Organism: Scutellospora calospora
Lineage: Eukaryota; Fungi; Glomeromycota; Glomeromycetes; Diversisporales; Gigasporaceae
Source: the annotation of a GenBank genome assembly
UGCUCUGAAAUUAUACCAAAAUUUGGUCCUUGGGUCAUGACAGUCCUUGCGCAUUCUGUAUUCUCUGCGGAAAACUUGUGUGAGAAAGUUCAUUUAUGCCCAAAACCGGAUAUACACAAACCCGAAAUAAUUGAUCUACCGGUUCCAACUACUAAAAAUCAUGUUACAAAUCCAGAAAACCGAAGCAAUGAUGUUAAUGAUGAAAGAAUCUGGGUAGUUCAUUUGAGUGAUUGGCAUUAUGAUUCAGAAUAUGCUGAAGGUUAUGAAGUCAAUUGUGGAGAACCAGUGUGUUGUCGUGCACCAAAUGCUUAUGGUGAUAAGGCAACUACUCCUGCUGGAAAAUGGGGAGAUUAUAACUGCGAUGUUCCCAAGAGAUUAAUUGAAAGCAUGUUAGAAUUUUUACCAACUGCUGUACCUAAAUUGGAUUUCAUAAUAUCUACGGGUGAUCUUCCUCCACAUGAUGUUUGGGCU